AUGGCCUCACAGCCGCGGUCCUUCCUUUCCGCCGCGCCUCCGCUCAUCCCCGCCUCUCCGCCUCCCCCGCAGUUACCAUACACCCCUCCCCCGGCGGCUCCCUCCCCCCCGCCUCCCGCCAACUUUGCGCCACGCCCGCUUUCCGCCCCGCACCCGUUCUCCGCCCCGCCGUAUCCGCUCUCCGUUCCGCCGCAUCCGCUGCCCGUCUCCACGCGCAAGCCUGCAGCGAAAUGGGUCCGCCAGUGGUGGGUGAGCAUAGCGGACAUCAUCAAUGGGGAGCACUACCACCCCGCCCUGCGCCAGUCAGCCAGGGACCUCAAGGCGCGAUUUGCCUGGGAGCGCCUGGAGAGCCUCGUGAAGGGCGGUGCCGGAACAGAUGCAGAGAUAGCAGAAGCUGCCAGGAAGUUGGUGUCACUCAACUGA
Messenger RNA from Closterium sp. Naga37s-1, 423 nucleotides. Lineage: Eukaryota; Viridiplantae; Streptophyta; Zygnematophyceae; Desmidiales; Closteriaceae. The record is from the annotation of a GenBank genome assembly.